Molecule: messenger RNA, 930 nt
Organism: Epithele typhae
Lineage: Eukaryota; Fungi; Basidiomycota; Agaricomycetes; Polyporales; Epitheliaceae
Exons: 4
Coding region: 1-930 (309 amino acids)
Source: RefSeq, a predicted model, not a curated record
AUGUCAAACACCAAGUCCCCCUACAACGGCUACCCCGACACCCGCGACCGCGCCUCUGGCCCGUCCUACCCACACGAAACCGUCCUCUACCCGCCCACAGAACCUCCGCCAUCCUACAACGACCCCCUCGCCCCCGCCGCUCGGAGCGCUCCGUCCUCCCACAGCCCCGCGCCGCUGAACCCAACGAACCCCUACGUCACAGCACCCACUCACUCCCCCUCGCCCUCCUCCUCUUCGCACGCCCCCGCGCCGAAUCCAACGAACCCCAACGUCCUGCCCUCCUCCUCCCCCUCCGCCUCCUUCACCCGCUCGCGCAACCCGGCGAUGCCCUGCGGGCCCUUCGAGCCCCUCACGGUCCUCUGCGCCGGCCCCGCGCUCGCCGCGGGCUUCCCCGCGCACCUCCCGCCGAGCGCGACGGUGCCGCACCCGUUCGGGACGCACGACGUCGCGGAGGCGGACUGGGCGCGCUUCCUCGCCGACCUCGCGCACGCGGGCGCGCGCGGGGGUGAGCCGGCCCUCCGCACCGCGUUUGCGCCGCCGACGCCGCCGGAGCAGGGCGCGGGAGGGGGCUUCGGGCUGGGGCGGGGGUUCGGGCGGGGACGAGGCGGGCGCGGCGGCGGCGGGCUGAUUGAACAGCUCGGGCAGCUCGCGACGCAGCUGGGGACGCCGAAGGACAGUAAGAAGGGCGCGGACUCGGUCACCGAGGUUCUCAGGGAGUGGAACAACAACUUCUUCCACCACCGCAACAUCGAUGCCGCAGUGGUCCUGGACGCACCGCCUCCCCCACCGCAGGCUGCCUCUGCGUUAGAGACGCCGAGCUCGGCGCCGCCCUCCGAGCGCUGGGUGUUGGUGUUGCGGUACUGGCAGCCUGGCGGGAGCUAUGUGCAGCAGCAGGGAUAUGCAGGCGCGGGAGGAUUUUCGAGGACGUAG